This is a messenger RNA of Paramecium tetraurelia, 1975 nucleotides long. RefSeq lists its product as uncharacterized. The annotation marks the transcript as partial. The record is from RefSeq and is a predicted model, not a curated record. The transcript is spliced from 4 exons. Lineage: Eukaryota; Ciliophora; Oligohymenophorea; Peniculida; Parameciidae.
UUAGGUCCGUGCCCUGUUUUCCCUUCACUGGUAUGAUUAUUCAUAAAUAAAGGAAUCUUGGGGCUUCAAGAAUUUCCACCUCUUUCUUUUCCUGUGUCCUCCAGAAUGCCUUGUUUGUAGUAGUAUAGAUAAGGAUGUUGAUUGUAUCACAUGGACAUUAGCUCAUUCCUCCUAUACGGAACUCACUUUUGCCAACUUUAUUACAGAUGGAUGGACUAUUGUAAAUGGAGAUCAGAAUAAAUAGCAAUGUAUGACGAUUCCUACUAUAUGUGGGAAAGGCGUGUGUGGAUAAAAUACUCAAAUGAUAUUGAAUUUAUAGAACUUGCCAGCCCAUGCAUAAAUGAAAGUAAAACUAAAGUAUCUGAGGAUUGGAAGUUGGGAAUGGGAAGAUAAAUUUAAAACGACAGUUGGUGGGGAAGUAAUAUGGGAAUCGCCACUAACCUCGCUGCCUAAAUAUUUAUAUGGAAUCUGUGAUUCAACUUCAGAAGAUGUAUUUAUUAAUAUAGAUAUGACAUUUCCUCAUCAUGUAAAAGAUUCCACAGCUUAUAUUUUAAAUAAUUUGGAUGGACCAUUUACUGAUGAGUCUUUUGGAGCAAGAGAUAUUUAAAUUCUUAUAAAAAGAACAAUUUGUGGUGAUAAAGUUGUUGAGUUAUAAGAAUAAUGCGAUGAUGGCAAUUUGCUUCCAUUUGAUGGUUGCUUUGGCUGUAUGUUCUCAUGUGUAGAGGGAUGUUCAGUCUGUUAAGAUAUGAUCUGUCUUGAAUGUUUUGAGGGAUGGACUUAUUUAGAAAAUGAAUUUAGUUGUCAAAAACAAAUGGGUUAGGAAUUCUCUUGCAAUAAUUAUUAAAUUUAAUCCAUUGAUCAUUGUUUAUAAUUUAAUUCGGUCAUUUCUUAAGUAUGUGAGAAUGACACCUUUAUUGCAAACUAAUUAUUGUGUCUAACAUAAUGUUAGACUUGUAUAGACAAUGUUUGUUAUAAAUGUUAACCUGGAUAGAAUUUAAUUUUAGGUUAGUGUUAAGAUCUUUGCGGAGAUUAAAUAUCACCUUACACACUUGAGAAAUGUUUUUGUGAUCUAAAUUGUGAGGAAUGUGUGGAUAACAUAUGUUAUUCAUGUAAGAACAAUUUAAAAUUACUUGAUAACGAAUGCAUUAGUAUUUGCGGAGAUCUUGCAAUUUAAGAAUCUGAAGAUUGUGAUGAUGGUAAUGAUAUCGAAUUUGAUGGUUGUUUCUAUUGCCGUUAUUCUUGUCCAAAAGGAUGUGUUAACUGUGAAAAGGGAAAAUGUCUAGAUUUAUGUUUGCCAGGAUUUAAUUUUAUUAAUAAAGUCUGUUCUACAACUUGUGGGGAUUCCAUCAUAGCGGGCAACGAGUAAUGCGAAGAUAAUAAUACUUAAGAAUAUGACGGCUGUUAUCAAUGUAAGUUUUCAUGUCCUCUCAAUUGUUAUGAAUGUAUUGAUGGCAUUUGCAUUAAUUGUAAUAUUGGAUAUUAGUUAAUUGAAAAUUAAUGCUCAAAUGUAUGUGGAGAUGGGAUCUUGUAAGUUUAAGAAUAAUGUGAUGAUGGAAAUCUAGAUAGUGGAGAUGGAUGCUCUUAAACAUGUUAAGUGGAAAUUGAUUGGAUUUGCAAUUAAGGUUAUGAUUGCACAUUUGUUAAGUAUCCAUAGCUUAUGUGUGAAUUUAUCGAAUAGAAAAACUAAUACUAAUAUGCUAGAAUUAAAUUCUCUUAGAGAGUUUAAUUACUUUCUGAUAUUGAUUAUUAAGAUGUCAUAGAACUUUCAAUUAUUGAUUUGAAUGAAACUGAUUAUAAUAUCACCAUCAUAGAAGUUCAACCUCCAUAGUAUUAAGUUAUAUUAGAUGUAGAAUACAUUUUAUAAAUUGAGAUCUUUACUAAUUAGCUUUAGUAUCCGAUAUUAACAGUCAAAUUAACUGAAUAUUUGUACAAUGAUAAUCUAGCCCCUCUAGUAAAUAUGGAGAAUUAUUUAUGA